AUGGAAAAAAGAAAAACUUUAAGAAUAGGAAAAAGUGUUGUACAUGGGCGAGCAGGCCCAUUAAAAGGAGAAAUGAGUAACAUCGAAAAUUGUGAAAGAGGUAAUAAAAUAAAUGAAGAAAAUUAUAGUGAAUAUAAUAAUAAUAAUAACAACAAAAAAGAUUAUACAAAUCCUCGAUUUAAUAACAAAGAAAUUAAUGAAAAUCGAAAGGAUGAAAAUAAACAUGAUGAUACAAAAAACACAACUGAUGACAUAUUAAAUAGCCAUUAUAACAAAGAUGAUAAUGAAAAUAAUAGUGUCGAUAUUUUUGAACAAUUACUUCAAAGAGAAUUAGCAAAAGGGGCUUUAGGAGGUGGUGUUGUCGCAAAUAAUCCAAAUAAAAUAAAAGGCCCUGUUGGUAAAAUUCAGGAUAAUAAUAUAAAUGAUACAAAAUAUAAUGUAAACAAUAGCACAAUUAAUAAUUUUUAUAAACAUUCAGGAAAUAACCAAAUAAAUGAAAAUAAAAAUUUAUCGAAUAUCAAUAAUGAAGAAGAUGGUGAUGAUAUGUCUAAAGUAAAAUUAAUUGACAGAAUUAAUAAUUCAAUAGUAAAAUACAGAGUACAUGGAUAUAAUGAAAUAAUAAAAGUAUUCUCAAAUAAUGAAAAUAUGAAUGAUAAAAUCGAAAUUAUAAGUGAAAUAUUUAAAGAUGACGAUUGUAUAUUAAAAUAUAUAUCAGACAAUAAUGUUAUAUGCCAAUUAAAAGCUAGUGAAAUGACAGAAGAAUAUUUAAAUGUUUUAAAAGAAAUUUAUUUUUAUAAUUAUAAAGAUAAAUAUAAAACAGAAGAUGCAUUAAUUGAUUCAUUUGUAAAUGAGUAUAGAAAUAAGUUGUUUAAUUUAUUUAGUAAAAUUUAUAUUGUUUUAUGUGAAAAAAUAUUAACAAAUACAAAAUCUUUUGAUAAUGGCUUUAAUAUAAUAAGUAAAAUAAUAGAAUACUCAUCAAAUGAUAAAAUAACAAUAAAUAUAUUAACAAUGCUAUCUGAAUAUAUGAAUUCUAUAUAUAUGAAAGCUAACAAUUCUGUUGCAAAUAUAAAAGGAAUAAAAAUAAAAGUAAUAGCAUCCAUGUUAUUAUUAUUUUAUAAAUUAUUAAAUUCUUUUAAAGCUAAUGUUAUAUGUGUAAAAACAAUAAACAAAUGUUGUCUAAAAUUUAAUGAAAUGGUCGAUAAAUCAGUUAAAACGAAUUUUUAUUUAUUAUAUAUAGAAAUUCUUACCCAAGUUAAAAAUAAAGAUUUUCAAAAUUGUAUAUUAAAUGAAUUAAAUAGUCAACAAAAAAAUUAUAUAACAAAAGAGUUGCAAAAAGAUAAAAAUAUAGACCAUCCAAAAAUUGAUGAUAAUUUUAAAACAUAUUUAACUAAUCAGACAAAUUUAGAUGAAAUAGCUAAUAACUUAGCAAAUAAUUCGUUUAUGAUACCACCAUCAAAUUUAAUAGAUGAAACUGAUGUUUUUAAAGAAGUUUGUACAAAACAAUGGGAAAAAAGAGUUUUAGAAGGGUGUGUAGAUAGUAAUAAUAAUAACAAUAAUAAUAAUACAAAUAACAAUAAUACAUCAUUGAGUAAUGAAAAUUUAUUGCCAUGGAAAAUAAAAGUGGAAGCUAUUAAUUUGUUAUGUGAAAAAAUAAAAUCAAAGUUUUCUAUAAAAAAAACACCUUAUAUAUGUACAAUACUAAGUAUUAUUUCUAAAUUAUUAAAAAAUGAAUCUGCAUUACCUGUGGUUGUUUCAACUUUAAAAUUACUUCAUAUAUUAAUCGAAAAGUUUGAAAAGGAUAUAUAUGCUACUGUUAAAAAAUUUUCAUUUAUUUUAUGUUCCAAAUUAAAAGAUUCAAAUAAACAAGUUUCUAAUGCUUGUAUGGAAUGCUUAACAAAAGCUAUUGUUGUAUAUAAUAUAGAUAUAUUUAUAGAUGAUUUAUCUAAAAAUUUUAAGGAUAAAAAUAAUAAUACCAGAUUAUUAACAUUAGAAUUUUUAGUUAAAGUAUUUGAUCAUAUAGAUAAAAAAAAUAUAAUUUCUAUAAUUGAUAUAACAAAACAUUUAUUAAAUGAUACUGUUGCUAAUAUUAAAAAUGCAGCUUUUAAAGUUUAUGCUAUGAUUAUAGCUAAUUAUACUGAAGAUAUCUAUCCGUCUUUUUUUAAUUCCAUUUCGGCUAGUAAAAAAAAAUCAAUAUUAGCACUUUGCUCAUCUGUUCAGGUUGCAAAAAAACAAAACAAAAUAGAUAAAAAUGAAGAUAAAGAAAACCCAAACUUAAAUUCAAACACAAAAAAACAAAAAGAAAAUGAAAAAAAUGAUAUAUUAAAAAAUUCUAAAUUAAAUAAUGAAGAACAUUCAGAUAAUACACUUUCAAUACCCAACAAUAUUAUGAACAAUUUAAAUUCAACAAAUUUUAUGCAUAAAAUUGAAGCAUUACAUUCAAUAAAUGAAUGGUUAAAAGAAAACGGAAAUGUUAAUAAUAAUAAUAAUAAUUUUGAUUUUGAAAAAUUAGUUAAUAUAAUUAAAGCUAAUUGUUAUGAGUUUAAAGGAAAAUAUAGUCAAUUAAAUUUAGCAAUAUAUGAUUUUUUUAAUAAAUUCAUAGACACUUUAUUUAAUUGUAAUUUUAGUAAUAAUACUAAUUCGUUUAUAAAAGUUAUGAACACGUUAAUAUGUUUAUAUCUCGAAAAAGUAGCUGAUCAAAAAGAUGGAAUAAUUUGCAAUAAUUUUAUAAAUAAAUGUUUUCAAUAUUUUGAUAAUAAUAUUAUUAUUGAUAUCCUUAUAAAAAACAAUUCCGUGAAAUUUGCAAAAAGAAGUGAAAAAUGUAUUAAAAUUUUACAAAAAAUAUUUUUAAAUAAAGGUCCAUCAUCAAAUAUAAAUGUUAAACCUCUUGUUUAUUUUUUGAAACAAUUUGUUGAUUCUAAAAAUACAAAUUUAAAAAAUUCAUCUAUUCUUUUGUUACAAAUAUUAUCUAAAAAUUUUGGGGAUAAAAAUGUAUUGCCUUAUUUAGAAGGUAUAUCCGAAAAUAUAAGACAAAUAAUAAAAUUAAAAGAAGAUUUAGACAAGUUUUUCCAAAAACAAAGUACUAUCAAUUUACAGUCAUCUUCUGCUUCUAUUUUAACUAAAUCCAAUUAUGAAAAUAAAAAUACUAGUUCAGUUGCUAUUAAUUAUGGGACAGAUAAUAAAAUUGGAGAAAAAAUCUUAAGGAAGGCAAACAUAAUAACUGAAAAUAAAUCAAUAGAUGAAAUAUCUGAGAUAUCAAAUUGGGAAAAAAUUAAUGACAAACAAUCCAAUUCUAUUAUACAUUUUGAAAAUCAUAAUGAAAAUUUAAAUGAUGAUAAUAUUACAACAUAUAGCAGAAAAAUUAUAAACAAUAAUAAUAAUAAUAAUAAUAAUAAUAAUAAUAAUAAUAAUAAUAAUAAUAAUAAUAAUAAUAAUAAUAAUAAAUAUCAGGAUAAUGAAAAUUAUGAAUGUAAAAAUAGUGAUGGAAAUUAUUUAAAAAAUAAUACAAUGGUAGAAAUUAAUUACACAAAUUCAUGUCUAAAUUAUAAUAACUCAAUUAUACAGAAUAAUAAUAAAGAGAAUGAAAAAAAUAAUGAAAAAUAUCAAUCUGAAAUCGAAGAAAAAAUAACAAUGGAAAAUAAAAAGGAAGUUUUCGAUGCGGAAAAUAUAAAAGAUAAAUUUGGAGAUGAUGAUGAUGAUGAAAAAAUGGUAAAAAUCGGAGAUAUAAUAAAAGAUUGUGUUAAUAAAAUAAGUGCAGAAAAUAUUAACAAUUCAGGUAAUAAUAAUGAACUUACAAAUAUUGGAUAUUCAAAUAUAGCUAAUAAAAUAACAAAUAAUGUUGUAAAAAUAAUAAAUAUUAUUGAAAAAAUAGGAAAAUAUUAUAUUGAUCCUGAUAAAUUAGAUAUGUUAAUUAAUGAUAAUAUUUUUAAAAAAAUAUAUAAUUGUAAUAAAAAUAAAUGUGUGCAAUUAUUAUAUGUUCUUUUAUUUUCAUUAAAAGAAAAUACAUAUAUUUAUUCAGAUGUCAUUUUUGAAUUUAUUAUAAAAAUGAUAGAAGAUAGAGAUAUAGCACUUGAUCAAAUCGAUAAACUUUUAAUAUGUAUUUGUAAAAAUAUAGGAAUUUCAAAAUAUAUAAGUCUUAUAAAUAAUUAUAUUUUAAGUGAAAAAUUAAAUAAUAUUAAAUCGUCGAAUAAAAUACUUAGUCAAAAUUCUGGAGGAAGUGUAAAUAAUAAUUCUUAUAUUUCUCAGCAAAAUGGACAAAACAUAAAGCAUACAAAUAGUAAUAAUAAUCUAGUAAAUAAUAAAAAUUUUAAACAAUUUUCUAAACGAAAUGAAAUAUUAAUAGUUAUAAAUAUUAUUAACACAAAUCAUAUUUUAUUAUUAAAUGAAAAUGUUAUACAAAAAAAAAUAUUAAAAUUUUAUUUAGAUCUUUUUUUUGAAGAUAAUGAGCAAAUAAGAGAAAAAUCAAGUAAUGUUUUAGAUAAUAUUUAUUCAAAAUAUGGUCCAAAUAUUUUUUUUAAUAUAUAUGAAAAAUUGUCUGCUCAUAAAAAAGAAUGUCUACAUGAUAUUCUUAAUCAAAUGAAAUUAAAUAAUGAUUUUUCUUUUUUUAAAAUAUUUUUAUCAAAUAAUUCACAAGUAAAAAGAUUAUCAAACAAUGAAAGUAACAUAAGUACUAUUUCAUCAUCUAAUUUUAUAAAAUCAAAAAAUAUUAAACGAUUAAAUUCUUUUACAAAAACGAAAACUUUAAAAAUUGAAUUUCCACCAAAUUAUAAAAUUAAACCUGAUAAAUUAAAAUGGGAAAAAAAUCUUGAUCAAUCUCAUCUCAAUUAUUUGAUUAAAGAGUUCAAGUUGUUUAGUAGUCAAGAACUAGUACUCUGUAUGUUUUCUAACAAUCCUAACAUGAUCAAUCGGUGUAUAUCUUUUUUUAAAGAGUAUUUAAGCAACAGUUCAAACCAAUCGACCUUUUUUUCAAAAUGCCGAUUUUUAGAUUUAUUAUUAAAAUGGAUAUUUUAUUCUUUGAGUAUAAAUCAAAAUAAUAAGGAAAUAUUUGCUGAGUUUAUAAAUUUGAUUAAACUGAUUUUAAAAACAUUUGAAGAUAAUUAUGUUUUAUUAAAUAAUCAAGAACUAGUUAUUUUGGUGCAUUUUAUUUUUGAUAAAUUGAAUAAUACUGUUGUCACCCCAGAAGUUAGUAAAAAAUUUAAGGAAAUGCUUCUUUCUUUAUGUUAUAUCUCGGAUCAUAAAUUAUAUUUUUCUUACCUUUUGAAACAUGCAUCAAUAUGUAGUCCAAAGAAAAUAUGUGACGCUUUAGACAUAUUGCUCAAACUAAUCGUUUUAUAUAAAGAUAAAUGUUUAAACAUUGAAAAGGAUGUCAUGAAAAUUCUUCAAAUUUUUACAGUUCACAGCAAAAAUAAGAAUGUGACAUUUUAUUGUUUAAAAAUUUUUGCUAAUAUUCAAAAAUUUUGCCCAAAUCUUUAUAAAGGAAUAGACAAUGAUGAUAUAGCUUAUUAUUUAAAAAGCAAAGUUGACGAAUUUAUUGAAAAGUGGCCAAAUUAUAAUGAAUCCUCAAAUGAUAUCCAAGAAAAUAAAAACAUUAGUUCAUAUCCCAGCGACAAUUCUGAAGGAAUUGUUAAAGAUGAAGAAUAUGAUAAAUUAAUAAAUUAUAUAAAAGCCAAUGCAGAAAAAAGGAAUUCCAUAAAAAAUGAAGUAGAAGAGCAUGUUAACGAAUUUCAAAACAGUGUCGAUGAAAUAUUAAAAGUGAAAAAUAAAAUAGAGAAUGCUGAAAUUCACAAAAUAAAUGAAGAUUACAUAAAUAAUCAAAUAGCAUGUACUAGUAUAUCAAAGAAUUUAAAUCUAACAAUGAAUGGAAAUAACUAUUCAAAAACUAAGGAAUUAUUCCAUAUUUUAGAAUCAAAAAAUAAUGAAAAAUCAGAUGGAUCAAACGCUUAUGAAAAUUCUAUGAUAUAUUUUCGUUUUGUUUAUUUAGCAUCAUUUUUAUAUUCUGAUAAUGUUGAAGUUAUUUCAAAGGUUUGUAAAAUAAUUGUAGAAAACAUAAUACAACUUGGAAAAAAAAGCAAAAAUGGAAAUUUUAUUUUAAGAGAAAGUGGAAAUUAUGUUUUUAAAAAUUUUAAUUUAUUUAUUAUACUUAUAAAAGGAUCAAAUUUUGCAUUAAGAUAUUUAUUUCAAAAAAAAUUUGAUAUGGAUUUAAAUUCGUCUUUUAUUCAUUUCAAUGCAAUAUUAAGUACUGUCUUAUUAGUAGACAUAUUGAUGAAAAAAAAAAGUUGCAUAGCAAAAUUAUCAUAUGAUCAUUUCUCUUUUUUUUUUAUUAACACAAUAGUUUGUUUAAGCAUAUAUACAAAAAUAAUACACACAAAUAAUUAUAUAUAUUUAUUUAAAAAUGGAGAAAUAGCUCGUAGUUUGGUUACAAGUAUGUUAAACAAUUUAUUAGGACGUGAAUUUUUAACAAAUCAUUCUAAAUUGUUAGAAUAUGUUUGCAAUGUUUCAUUUAAUUUAGGAUUUGACAUUAUGAAAAACAAUUAUAUUUUAAUUGAUGAUGUAUGUGAUCCUAGUGAAUUUUAUAUAUAUAUAAAUACCUAUGUUAAAAUUUUAAAUAAAAUUUAUAAAAAAAUUAUGAACAAAAUUUCUGAAGAAAAUAAAAAAGAAAAUAAUUUUGUGUAUAGAAUAUUAAAUAUAAUUUUUACAAAUUUAAAUAAAUAUGAUAUAUUUUUGUCUAAUAUUGAAAAUGAAAAAACAAGGAAAAGAAAAAUUGAUAAUAUACAUGAAGACAAAAUUAUAAACAAAAUGAAAAAUCCAAAUCAUAUUAUUAACAACAUACAUUGUAAUAAAAAAAUAUGUAAUGAUAAAUUAAUAAUUGAAAAAUUUAUUAAUGAAAAAGAAAAUGAUGAAAACAAUCAUAAUCAUGGAUAUAAUUCCGAUUCUUCUGUAUAUAAUUGUAGAACUACAUAUUUUGAAAAUUUAAAUAUCGAUUAUAUGAAUAAUAGUACAAAUUUGGUGAUAAAAAAUGGAAGCAUUAAAAGUACAAGUAUACAAAAUAGUGCAUCAAAAAAUGUUAACAAUAUUAAUGAAUAUUAUAAUUCUCGAAAUAAAAAUAAUUUAGAUAAUGGAAUAUAUAAUGAGUCUAUGAAAAGAAAAAGAGAUUCAUAUACAAAUGCUGAAAUGGAUAUAAUAUACAAAAAUAGAGCUGAUUUUAUGAAUAAAUAUUUAUUUUUUAUUCAAUUAAUUUUUUAUGGCAUUAAAAAAAAUAACCCAUUAAUUCUUAUGGCAUAUAUUAAUCAUGAACUUAUAAAUAAUUAUAAUGAAAAUAUAAAAUAUUAUUUUAAAAAAUUAGAAAUAUUAUUAAAUAAAGAUUUAAAAGAUUCUGUACCAAAUGUUAACAUAAAUAUAGCUCCAGAUAAUUAUUUAUUAAACUUUUCGUUUGAAGCAUUUAUAAAUGAAAAUAAUCAUUUUAAGGAAACAGACAAAUCUAUAUUUGAGACAUAUCAAAAUGUUCUUAAUCAAUAUUCAAAUUUUGAAUCAGAAAUUAUUUAUAAUAGUUUUGAUUUAUCAAUUGAUGAUGUUAUACAAAAAAAAAAAGAAUUUUUAAAAUCCCUCAAAACUAUAAAUAUUAAUGAAAUCACUUUUAAUAAUAAUAAGUUUGAAAAUUUAAAAGAAAAUAUAUAUGAAUAUAUCAAUGAUUUAGAAAAUACACAUAUAAUAGAUGAAAUUCAAAAUGCUGAAAUAUCUUUUAGUUAUGAUUUCCUUUGUACUAUGUAUAGAAUCCCAAUUGAAUCAGACAAAUCCAAAAGUGUUUAUCAAAACAAUAAAAAUUUAGAAAAUAAUAAAGAAAAUGAAUCAUUUCAAUCAAAUAAAAUGAAAGAAACAGCUGAUCAUAUACACCCGAAAAAUAAAGAAGGGAAUUCAAAUGCCCAAUUAAAUUAUGAACAUAAAAAUUGUUAUCUAUCAGAAAUGGAUCCGAACAAUGCUAAUCAAAAUGGGGAUAAUAAUAAUGAUAAUAAUAAUGAUAAUAAUAAUGACAAUAAUAAUGAUAAUAAUAAUGAUAAUAAUAAUGAUAAUAAUAAUGACAAUAAUAAUGAUAAUAAUAAUGAUAAUAAUAAUGAUAAUAAUAAUGGUAAUAAAUUAACGCGUAUUAGUCAUAAUAUAUAUUUAAGAAAUGAAACUGUUGAAAAUAUAGAUAUGAAUGAAUUGCAAAAGAAAUAUAAUCAAAGUCAUAAUUCUUAUGAAAAUAAUGAACAAACACAAAAUGGGGAUAAUAUUAAUCAAUAUAAUUAUAAAACAGAUAAAAACAAAGAAAAUGAUUUGCUUUAUCAAAAUAAUAAGAAUCAGAAAAAUAUAUAUAAUAAACAAAAUGAUUUAAACGAUUUUAGUUACGAAAAAUAUAAUAGAGAUGGCGUCAGUCAAAUUAAAAAUAAAUAUAAUGCAUCUAAAACUAAAGACAAAAAUAAUAGUUACAUAAGAAAUGCAACUCCUGAUCCAGAACAUAGCAAAGAUCAAUUAGAAAUUAAUUCGAUAACUAGUACUCCAUUUAAUGAACUUGUAAAAUGUAGUAAUAUUGAAAUUGAAGAUGAUGAGUAUGCAGAAGCUAUGAAAUACACACCAGGAAAUUAUUCUCAUAUAUCUACAUCUAAUUGUAGUAAAAAUUAUAUUGAGGAAAUAGAAAAGGAGCAAGAAAGGGAGAUCGAGCAAACCAGGCAAACCAAGCAAAGAAACGAUAUUGACAAAUCUAUAAAAAAUUGUAAUAUGCCAAAUUUUUCAGAAAUUAAAAAUAAAGAAAAUCCAAUAUAUUUCCAGCAAAAUAAAGAAUCUGAUAUUUAUGAAAAAUCGAAUGAUAAUAUAGAAAAUUCGAUAAAAGGAUAUUCUAACAAUUCAUAUAAAAAUGAAAAAGAAAUAAAUAACUCACAUUGUGUUCUUAGAAUGACAAAAUUAAAUGAUAAAGGAUUUAAUAUUUUUGAUCGAAAUAAACAAACCAACUCUAAAAGUGCAACAUCACAUAGCAAUAUUACAACAUCAGCCAAAACAUUUUUAAAAAGUAAACCAAAUGUUAAAUAUUUAAUAAAUAAAUACGAACACCAACAAGAAAGGCCUAAUUCAUGCAAUUUAAAAACAAAUACAAUUUUUUCUCAAAAAAAAUCAGAAAACUAUCAUCAUAAUAAUCCUAUAAAUAAUAGAGAAGCUAAUAAAAUGACCAUAAAUAAAAUUCAUAAAUUUGGUUAUAAUAAUAAGCUAGUUUCAAAUGGAAAUAACAAUAGUACCAUAAGUAGAAACAAAGAAAAAACAUAUUCUUAUGAAAAAUGUAUAACUUCAGUUUCAGAUAUAAAAAAUAGAAGAGAUAAAAAAGACAUGUACAAUUUGACUAGCCAUAUUUCAAAUGAUAUAGGUUUAAAAGCUUUACAAACCAGUAGUAGUAUUUCUUCUAAUUUUAAUGAUAAAAAAAAUUAUACUCAUUCAUCAAUCGAUACUAGACUUAACAAUAUUUUUGAUAAUAAACCUCACCAUGAUUAUCACAGAGAAAAUAUAUCAAGUUCUACAAAAAGGAAAAAUCAAAUUGGCAUUCCAAUUCCAAUAAAAAAAAAAAACACAAAUAGAUAA
Plasmodium berghei ANKA is the source of this 9597-nucleotide messenger RNA. RefSeq names its product conserved Plasmodium protein, unknown function. Gene Ontology annotation, cellular component: centrosome; spindle pole; kinetochore. The coding region runs from base 1 to 9597 and encodes 3198 amino acids. Gene Ontology annotation, biological process: mitotic spindle organization; centrosome duplication; establishment or maintenance of microtubule cytoskeleton polarity. Gene Ontology annotation, molecular function: microtubule plus end polymerase activity; microtubule plus-end binding. The record is from RefSeq and is a predicted model, not a curated record. The transcript has 10 exons. NCBI's taxonomy places the organism in Eukaryota, Apicomplexa, Aconoidasida, Haemosporida, Plasmodiidae.